This is a messenger RNA of Gastrolobium bilobum, 1145 nucleotides long. RefSeq lists its product as uncharacterized. The record is from RefSeq and is a predicted model, not a curated record. Lineage: Eukaryota; Viridiplantae; Streptophyta; Magnoliopsida; Fabales; Fabaceae. The coding region runs from base 213 to 980 and encodes 255 amino acids. The transcript has 5 exons.
CUCACUAUUAUUAUAUCGAGGUUGAACCAAGAGUUUUUAAAACGUCCCUGUGGUCGCUCUGACACUGACUAUGGUAACUGCAGUUGUAUGUGCGUCUGCAACUGCAAGUGUGAAAGGAAACGUUCCAAAACGAAGCAACGCUGCAUUCUUCAACCCAAACUCUCCUUCUGCCCUAAUCUAAUCUCGUUUGUUACUAUCCCUCUUCCUUCCCCAUGGCGCCAACACGACGUCCCGCAAAGAGAAAGCUGACUCGAAUGGAUGCAGCCCUCGACGCCAUGUCCCCUUAUGGAUUCCCCAAGAAACUCGUCCGACGAACCGUUGAUCAACUUCUCAAAGUUUAUGGUGGCAACGAAGGCUGGGUUUUUGUCGAAGACUCCGCUUACACUCUUCUCGUUGACACUCUUCUCGAAAAACAAUCCACUCCUUCACCUCAAGAUGGUCUGAUAGGAGAUGGUCCCAGUGAUGUAUCACCUGCCGGUUGCUCAAACAGCACAGAAACUUCUGACCAUGCACCGUUAACUAAUCAGGCCAUAAGCACCCUAUCAGGAGCCAGUGAAACUGGUAAUCAACUUCCCAUCAAGGCUGUGGAAACUGUAUCAGCAACCACUGAAACUGGUAAUGAACUUCCCAUCAAGCCUUUAGACAUUGCAUCAGCAGCCACUGAACCUGGUAAUCAACUUUCCAUCAAGGUUGCUGACACUAUAUCAGCAACCGGGGAAACUGGUAAUCAAGUUCCCGUCAAGGCUAAAGAUACUGUAUUAUCAGGUGACAAUGAAUCUGAUUGUCAGCCAGCAGGGAAAUUGGCUUCGGGUGAAAUUCAUGGAAUCAGUACUGCGCAAUCUUCUCCUGAGACAAAGUCUUCACAACCUGUGGGGAAGCUUUGUCACCAAAGGCGUAGACCUUGCCAUGGCUGGAUUUCUGACGAUGAUGACGAGGACGAUGAAGGGGAGCUAAUAGAACUACCACCUGCUAUAUGGUAGCAAAUGAUGGGGUCAAUUAAACCGAGCAGGGUAACUCAGAUUAUUAACUCAAGAGGGUUCUUAAAUGGAUUUUAUAUGAUUAAUAUUUGUAUUGGCGAGUUUAAUUUCAGUUAUAUAGACUUUUUUUGUUUUUGUAAGUAGGGAUAAUUUCAGGAGGGUGUAUUG